AUGGCCAGCUCCCUCCCCGCCACUCAAUAUUUAUCCUUAGACUUAAUGAUGGAGGCCUGCGAGUUUCUCUUUGGACUAACCCAUGAUAUAAUAGAUAUCAUUAUUGAAAUCAACGAAGAUGUGGGUGAGACAAAAGACCAACGUUCUUUGGUUAGUUCUUUGGUUGAUUUGUACUUAAAAAGUACCACUGCGACCUUAAAUUUAUUCAAUACCGUGGAGAAUCUCGUUGAGAGAGCAAAAACUAGGCAGCAUAUCAUUCGAAAUGCGGUAAAACAGUUUGAAGCAGAGGACACGGAUGUGGGAGGAAGUAAGAAGAAGAAGUAUGCGAAAACAUUAGAGGAGCUAAACAAGUUUGAAGCCACGGGAGAUCCUCUUGGUGAAGAGUUCUUCCCAGUUUACAAAUCUGUCGUCGAUCAGCAAAUUAAGCUUCUGGAGCACUUGUGUGAGCAGAAGUUAAAUCUUGAUAAGAAACUGAAGAAAGCGAAUAUAUUGAAGAAAAUAUCGUAUGUGGUUUUAGGGGCUGCGGCCUCUGUUGUUAUUGUAAUCGCACUGAUAAGUCCUCUAGCUCCUCAGAUGGGUCGAAUGGCUCAAAUAUGGCACCGACCAAAGGCAGCUACACGAGUAUCGGUUAGCGAGAUGUUGGCCAAGUACGAGAACAAUGUGAAGACAUACAAAGCUUUGCUUAUAUCGGCGGAAAAGAGUAUGGAAGUCAACAAAGAAGCGACGGAGACCAUAAAUUCCCAAGUCAAGAAUCUAACAGGGAAACUCUCGUACAUUUUAGAGCAAGUGGACUUUGCUGUGGAAAGAGAAGAAGAAGAGGAGGCCACGAGACUUGCGAUGCAAGAAAUCAUGACGAACGUUGAGGAAUUUACAAAGAAAAUCGAAGAAGUUGGUGAAUAUGCGGCUACGUCCAGCAAAUUGAUUGUUUCUAGAAAUAUCAUGUAA
Molecule: messenger RNA, 945 nt
Organism: Microthlaspi erraticum
Lineage: Eukaryota; Viridiplantae; Streptophyta; Magnoliopsida; Brassicales; Brassicaceae
Source: the annotation of a GenBank genome assembly